This is a messenger RNA of Marasmius oreades (fairy-ring Marasmius), 1638 nucleotides long. RefSeq lists its product as uncharacterized. The record is from RefSeq and is a predicted model, not a curated record. Gene Ontology annotation, cellular component: fungal-type vacuole membrane. The coding region runs from base 1 to 1638 and encodes 545 amino acids. NCBI's taxonomy places the organism in Eukaryota, Fungi, Basidiomycota, Agaricomycetes, Agaricales, Marasmiaceae. Gene Ontology annotation, molecular function: calcium:proton antiporter activity. The transcript is spliced from 12 exons. Gene Ontology annotation, biological process: intracellular calcium ion homeostasis; calcium ion transmembrane transport.
AUGUUGCAGGGUAGAUAUACUACUUCGGACGGCGAUGACCACACUGUUGACCACAGAAUGUCGCAAUCGUACGAGGAGCCCAAGUACGUUACGCCUGACGGGCUAGCUCAAGUGCCUCGCCAGCGACUAUCACAACAACCUGCAGAGGAGGCUAGGGCACUGCUUGGUACCGGACACGACCGCAGCGGUUCAGUCCAUCAGAAUCGCCAGGAGUCGAUGUUGAGAUUCCAGCAUGGCCGUUUUACGUCCCAUUCAAGCUUUCAGACCGAAGACAAUGCUACUACAUUAAACGGUCACAACACGACUAACGCAACCAAAAGAGGCAGCGCCCAGCUGGGAGACCGAUUUUUUAGGAGAGGGAAGAAGAAAAUCGGAGUACUGGCCAGUCUGAAGGGGAUAGCACUUCAUUCGUGGCUUAACCCCUUCGUCGUCUUCAUACCCAUCUCAUGGGUCGCCCACUUUUACAACGCCAGUCGACACCAUGAGGGGGGGUCCUUUGGUAUCCCUUAUCCCCUCAUAUUUUUAUUCUCCCUUCUUGCAGUCAUGCCACUCCAGAAGUUCUUUGAUUACGGUGGUGAACAAAUGUCUUUCUAUGUCGGAAAGGACCUUGGGGACCUCAUCGUCGUUACGUUGAACAAUGCCGUGGAAGCCACGUUAGCGGUAAUUUUGCUGAUCAAGUGCGAAAUCAAGCUGCUUCAGGCGACUAUUAUUGGUGUCAUCCUGUUGCAUCUCCUUCUAGUCCCGGGGACAGCUUUCAUUGUUGACGGCGCGCGUUUGUUGCACCAAGACCUUCAUCCUCAUCUUACGCAACUCAAUCAUACUCUACUUAUUAUGGGAGUGUUAUCGCUGCUCCUACCUGGUGCUUUCUUUAGUGUCAUAGAUCGCUCUGACUCCCCGACAACCCAUGGAGUUGAUGACACCACACGCCACACAUUUCUGAUGAUGAGUCGCGGUCUAGCGGUGAUUCUUUUAGUCGUGUACAUUUCUUCUCGUUUCUACCUCCAUAACCCACCUGGAGACGAAGAAAUGGAGGUUCCUAUGUCGUUGAGGAACGAAGAAGAGUAUCUACUUCAGUCGGAGCCCGCCCUUAACCAGUGGGUCUGCAUUGGGAUGCUGAUUGUUGCCCUGGGGUUGAUGGCUACAACCGCCGUUUGGCUGGUAGAUAGCGUUGAGGUCGUUAGACUCGAAGGCAAUAUCCCGGAGGAGUGGUUCGGGCUCAUUCUUCUCCCUUUCGUUUCUUUCUCUGCAGACGGGGCUCUUGCGCUCGGCUAUUUCGUCCGAUAUGUCAUCCAAGCUCUUCGAGGCAAAGAAAACCCCCCAGCGAGGUUAGCAAGAGCACAGGCCAUUGACCUUUCCAUUCAAUUUAUCCUGUUCUGGAUGCCGGCUAUAGUUUUACUUGGUUGGUGGAUGGGUAGACCGCUUCCUUUGUUAUUUGAUUUCUUCGAGAUCGCGAUCCUCUUCGGAUCUUGCUUCUUGGUGAACUAUGUCACUCAAGACGCGAAGACAAACUGGGCUGAGGGAGUUGCGAUGGUCGGAUUUUAUGCUAUGAUCGUACUGUGCGCCUGGUUCUAUCGCGGACCAAAGGAUAUAGUCGAGUUACUCAAAUUCGGAGUUUGUACGCAUGCGGGAGGUCAUUAG